Molecule: messenger RNA, 1887 nt
Organism: Chenopodium quinoa (quinoa)
Lineage: Eukaryota; Viridiplantae; Streptophyta; Magnoliopsida; Caryophyllales; Amaranthaceae
Product: FAD synthetase 1, chloroplastic-like
Exons: 5
Coding region: 212-1369 (385 amino acids)
Biological process (GO): riboflavin biosynthetic process; C-terminal protein methylation
Cellular component (GO): endoplasmic reticulum
Molecular function (GO): FMN adenylyltransferase activity; protein C-terminal S-isoprenylcysteine carboxyl O-methyltransferase activity
Source: RefSeq, a predicted model, not a curated record
UCAAACUCCUGUUUUCCUAUCCAGAUCGGGUUUUUAAUACCGCUACGAAUGGGUACGGUAUCAACACGAAACAGAUAAAUUGCUUAAACAGGACAGAAUUUGGAGGAUGGGAGAUACACAUUACAGUAUUACACAUUUACACACCUACACCUUGAACUCUCUCGUCAAUCGUCACAAUUUCUACUGCAAAGUGUGAGUGAGAGAACUGAGAAUGAGUUGUGGAUGCAGAAUAGCCCAGCAUCUCAAAGACUGGGAUGGUUUUGGGUUCGGGAUUCCCUCUUUUACUUCUCCCAAUUUCAGAUUUUCUUCUUUGAUUAAACCCCAACUACAACAUUCUAAACCUCGAUUUCACAAAAUCCCAUCUUUUCAAUGGACCAAAACUUCAAUUACAACAAGAUUACUUACUACAAACUACCCUUCUUCUUCUUCUGCCAAUUCAUUCUCUUUCAUCAAUUGUCUUCAAUCUAAGUUUCCCCAUGAAAUUCCCACAUUCAACGAUUCCUCUUUCAGCCAGAAGGAAGAUGACCGCGAGCUUUCAUCUGAAGGGUUGUCAUCAAUAGCAGGAGGCAUAGUAGCAUUGGGGAAGUUUGAUGCCCUACACAUUGGUCAUCGGGAACUUGUAAUUCAAGCAUCUAAAGCUGGAGCUCCAUUUCUUUUGUCAUUUGCAGGGAUGGCAGAAGUGCUUGGUUGGGCACCUAGGUCUCCCAUUGUUGCAAAAUGUGACCGCCAUCGUAUUCUUUCUUCCUGGGCUCCAUUCUGUGGUAACGUUCCUCCUAAGGAGUUUCUGAUUGACUUUGCAAGUGUAAGGCAUCUUACUCCUCAGCAAUUUGUGGAGAAGUUGUCUAAGGAGCUUGGUGUCCGUGGAGUUGUAGCAGGUGAAAAUUAUAGGUUUGGGUAUAAAGCUGCUGGUGAUGCCUCUCAACUAGUGAGGUUAUGUGACGAGUAUGGAAUACAGGCUUAUAUAAUAAAUUCUGUCAUGGACAAAAAUCAAGACAUGGUUAAUUCAGCCAUAUCAGACAAGAAGGAAAGAGGUCAAGUCUCAUCUACACGUGUACGUUAUGCUCUUAGCAAAGGAGACAUAGGCUAUGUUUCUGAGCUAUUGGGUCGUCAGCAUCGCCUCAUAUUAUCAGCUGAAAAGAAGGAUGAGUUUGUUGGCUCUAGAAACCGUCUUUCUGCUUCUAAAUCCUAUUUAUUAAACCUACCACCGAAAGAGGGCUUGUAUGAUAACUGCUCCCUUAUAGUUGGUGAUGAAAAUCAGUUGCCAUGUAGGGUGCUCAUUGAUUCAACACAUAUCCAUCUAGAAUCAGAUGAAAAGGAUCUCUCUCUUCUUAACAAUCAUCACCUUUUGGGGAUUGAGUUUUGUAGCUGAAUAAAUAUUGACGACUAGAUAUUUGAUGCAUGUGCUAAAGAAGCUGAAGAUGAUACAAAGUCAAUGGAACAGGUACUUCAGGUGAAAGAAACCUGACCUGCAUCAGAAUUUCUCAUAUUGAUUUGCUGAUCUCAUGCUUGCCAUAUUUGGUCCCAACCUAAUGUUCUUGAAAGUGCUCCGAUGGAUAGGAUACGAUGUCUGGUACUAGUACGGUUUGGUUCUUGGAUAAUUGUCCUUCAAUUAGCAAUCAAACCUGCAUCUAUUCAAGGCUGAAGGUUUACGGUAGUUAUUGCUGCAGCAUGCUAAUUUUACAACAUACUACUCAUUAUUGAUAGUUUAGCUCUCAAUUUUCUUAUUUUAUUAUUUUUAUCUUUGAAUUAGUUGCUGAGCACCCAUGUAAAUGUAUUGCAUUGAUAGUCUAAGUGCUACAGAUCAUAUACUGAUAUACUUGGUAUAUUUUUUGGGUGCAGAAAGAAAUAAAAAAAUAAAAAGGGGGAAUUACAGCCUUCUUCUGGAAA